UAGGUUCCCAAACCUGUAGUGCCGCCGCCGCCCCCACGUCUGAUGCACCUCCGGCGCCCGAGCAAGGAGCAGCAACUCCAUUAGCCUCGCAGAACCCCACCUCGCUGGCCCGAGCAGGGGUGGCGCGCCUCGUCCUCGCCUCCAUCUAAGCGCGGAGAGAGAGAUGGCGAGGGCUGGAUCUAGCUAGGUGGCCAUGGAGAAUGACGACUUGGCCCUGCAGCCGAUGCCAACCAUCAACUUCUUCCCAGUAGCAAGAAGUCAAGCCCUUUUGUGGUACGAUCUAUCCCGAAGGAGGUCGUCCCCCGAGCCCGCAUCCCUGUCGUCGACCUUGCGCACAGGGAAGGUCGCAAUCUGCGUCAUCGAGGCCGGUGGGUUCAUCUGCUUCCACCUCUACGAGAAGCUCAUGGCCGAGAACCCGCACACGGUCCUUGCCGUUGACAUUUACUGCGACAAGAUCCGCCAUCUCGUGGACCCACCUUUCUAUGGCGUUUGUCCAGACCAUCUACGACUACGAGAGUGCUCUCAGGUGCAAUGAGAUUUUGGCCCCACCCCUUUCACUGGUUGAGGUUGCCUCUCUACAGGUCGCGGUGGUCACUGAGGGAGUCCUGGACUAAGGGGUCCUCGGGCGUCCAGUCUGUUAUCCAUGGGCUGGACUGAUGGGCUGU
Messenger RNA from Aegilops tauschii subsp. strangulata, 665 nucleotides. Lineage: Eukaryota; Viridiplantae; Streptophyta; Magnoliopsida; Poales; Poaceae. The record is from RefSeq and is a predicted model, not a curated record.